AGAUUGUGAAGGUGGGAGGGGCAAAGAGGAGGAGUCCACCCCUCCCGUCUGGUUCCGCGACUGCGGGACUGAAGGAAGCAUCGCCAGACAUAUUUCAAUGUUCAUCCUGCUGCUCUGCGUCAAAGGGGCUGAUUCAGGUGCUGUCAAGAUGGUGGCACCUGGCAGUAGAGACGCAAAGAACAUGCCGUGUUUAAGAACCACACGUUGCUGCCCACAGAAAUUCAAACUACGAUGAGAAAGUACGAUGUAGGAGAAGAUAGCAUGGAUCAUCCACUUCUCCAAUAAACAGCAUUCUUCCUUCUGGGGAUCUUCCAAAGUCUUCCCUUUCCAACAUGCGCCCGUCUCUUGCCACGGCAGUCCUUCCAGCCAGGACGCGUUCCCACAACGUCCCCAUUCUGGCCGUAGGGAGUCGUGAACAACUCUCAGCACCUCGAAGGCGUAGUCCUAACAUCCGACAAACCCUGAGCCCAGAAAACCUUCGGACACUGGCUGAAAGAGGAGGGUCUUGUGUCGACAAUGUGUCUAUGAUCAGCGGUCCCAUUGGACUUUCACGUGCCAAUAGCGACACAGAUCUGAUUAGCUCUCAGAGCAGGUCCUCACUGACGGCAUCCACUCUGGAGUACACUUUGAACCGUGGCCAGAACCUCGUCAUAUCCUGGGAUAUCAAGGAGGAAGUGGAUGCUACAGACUGGAUUGGACUGUACCAUAUUGAUGAAAGCAGUCCAUCCAACGUGUGGGACUGCAAGAACCGAGGCGUGAAUGGGACUCAGAAAGGUCAGAUAGUGUGGCGACUGGAGGCGGGGCCUUACUUCAUGGAUCCCGAGACAAAGAUCUGCUUCAAGUAUUACCAUGGAGCGAGUGGAGCCCUGCGAGCCACAACCCCCUGCAUCACGGUGAAGAACACGGCUGUCCUGGUGGAGUGUCUUUCAGAGCAGGUGGGUGUUGAACAUCCUCGGAAACUGAUAAGCUUCACUUUGACAGACUGCCUCAGUGAACUCAAACAGUGGUUCUCAUCCAAUUUCCUCCAACUCAAUAAUCUGCGGGCCAACAGCCUAAAAAAAGGUAUGUUUUUUCAUCCGGACCCAUAUCUAAAGAUGUCCAUCCAUCCUGGCAAGAGGAGCGUCUUCCCGGUCUUCAGCCAUCACGGACAAGAACGCCGAUCAGCCAUCAUCGCCAACACCACAAACCCAGUUUGGCUUGGAGAGAAAUAUACCUUUGUAGCACUAAUGACGGACAUUUUGUACAUCGAAGUCAAGGACAAGUUUGCCAAAAGUCGACCAAUCAUAAAACGCUUUCUUGGUCAGCUGACAAUCCCUGUACAGCGCCUGAUCGAAAAGAUACCUGGAGUCCAGCCUGUGAGUUUCUCGUUGUGUCGCCGCCUCCCUACGGAACACGUGAGUGGAAAUUUGCAGUUCAAGGUGGAGCUGACAUCUACUGGUGCCGAUGAUGCUAUCAUUGGCCUUUCGAGCUUUAAUGGAGCUCCAGGGACUCCAUCAGAUGAUGAAGAUCUGCCUCAUCACUUUCCCGGAAUGCUCUCAGCAGGCCCCUCCCCAACUGAAUCCCAGGACUCCCAAUGUGUUUGGGAUGGCGGGGCCUCAGCAUACCCAGAAAAUAAUCUUCCUCUUAUCGGAUCUGAAGCUGGAUGUUUGGAAGAACGUGAGUUGCUUCAUAGAUCACUCAGUGAGGGUCUGGACGCUAUUGAGGUCCCCAAACGUCCAGGAGAAAGGCCCCUCGGCGCCGCCUCUCCCAAACUACGUUCAAGCUUCCCGACACAUUCACGGCUUAGCGCGAUGUUACACAUUGAUUCUGACGAGGACGAAGACAGGUCCGGGGCAAAUGAAAUGCUUCCAAUACCGCCCUCCCCGUUGUUGCUAAAUGGAGUUCCUCAAGAUGUUACUGUUCCUGAUGAAGAUGAGACGCAGUCUGGAGAAGAGGAGCCGGAGUGUCUUGAAGAUCUAAACUCUGAGGCCCAGGUGGCUCAUGAGGUGGAAGCAGGUUUGAACCAGGAUGAUGUUAUGGACCUAGAUGUCUUUCCUGAGGUGGAAGAAUCUCUAUUCUCAGAGGCUGUUUCCCAUAAUACCUUACCAGAGGGGGCAGAGGAACCCGCUGAGGAAAUUUCUUCAGAGAUGGACACCUGUUCCAUGGCAACAGCACCUCAGACGGCCGUCUCCUCCUCAGACAGUUGUCCUGUCACCUUGACUGCCGGUGUGGAAGCAGAGAAAGUUCCAGAACCUGUCCUUGAUUCCGGAGAAAAUAUGAUUUGCGGCAAUGCAGACUAUGGAGGCCGUGGACAGGGAGAAACGGCCUCAGCUUCAGAGCAGGAUGACUUUCUGGCGAUACGUGUGAGGAAACUGAGCCUCCAGGAAGACCAAGACGAAGAUGACUCAAAGCCACAUGAGGAGAUGGUUACCAUAGAAACAGAUGUAGAGGAAGGUUCUCCUGUCAAUGGUCAUCCUGUUAGGUCCCUUCCAUCUGUUCGACAAGACAUUCACCGCUAUCAGCGUGUGGACGAGCCUCUUCCACCCAACUGGGAGGCUCGGAUUGACAGUCAUGGAAGAAUUUUUUUUGUUGACCAUGUGAACAGAACCACCACAUGGCAGCGACCCACUGGACCUCCUGCACAACAGGGCAUGACCCGGUCUAACUCUAUUCAGCAAAUGGAACAACUCAACCGCAGAUAUCAGAGCAUCAGGAGAACUAUAACCAGCAGUGAGAGAACAGAGGACAGCUCAGCUGAUCUGCUUCUUGAACCAGAACCUGAUUUAAUGCUUCACUCCAUUUCUGAAUACCGACGAGAGAGUGCAGUCAGUCAUUCAAGUGGUCGUCUUUCUCUGCUGCUCCAGUCUCCCAGCGCCAAGUUCCUGUGCAGCCCCGAUUUCUUUACUGUGCUGCAUUCUAACCCUAGUGCCUACCGUAUGUUUACAAGCAACACCUGUCUGAAGCAUAUGAUCAGUAAGGUGCGGCGAGAUGCUCAUUACUUUGAGCGCUAUCAGCACAACCGUGACCUGGUGACCUUCCUCAACAUGUUUUCCAACAAACAGUUGGAGCUUCCCCGCGGUUGGGAAAUGAAACAUGACCAUACCGGGAAGCCCUUCUUUGUGGAUCACAAUUGUCGCUCAACAACCUUCAUUGACCCACGGCUGCCUCUUCAGAGUUCUCGCUCCACCGGCCUGCUGGCCCACCGCCAGCACCUGAGCCGCCAGCGCAGCCACAGCGCCGGAGAGGUGACAGAUGACUCUCGACAAAGCAAUACACCCAUGAUGCCACGACCAUCCAGUACCUUCAGCGGUUCCAGUCGAAGCCAGUACCAGGAUGUGGUGCCUGUGGCGUACAACGAUAAAAUUGUGGCUUUUCUACGACAAGCCAACAUAUACGAGAUCCUGCAGGAACGACAACCACAACUUCCUAGGAACAAUUCUCUCAAAGAGAAGGUACAGUUUAUUCGCAGUGAGGGAGCCAGUGGGCUUGCACGCCUCUCUGGGGAUGCUGACCUCGUCAUGCUGCUGAGUUUAUUUGAAGAGGAUGUGAUGUCUUAUGUGCCACCUCUGCUCCACCCAAACUACUGCCUCUCCUCCUCUCCCCAAAACUCUCCCGGCACCCAACGAGCAAACGCAAGAGCUCCUGCUCCCUAUAAACGAGACUUUGAGGCCAAAUUGAGAAACUUCUAUCGGAAGCUGGAGACUAAAGGAUAUGGACAAGGACCUGGAAAAGUCAAGCUGGUGAUACGUAGAGACCAUCUUCUAGAAGAUGCCUUCAACCAAAUCAUGUGUUACUCUCGCAAAGAUCUACAAAGGAGCAAACUUUACGUCAGCUUUGUAGGAGAAGAUGGGUUAGACUACAGUGGUCCAUCCAGAGAGUUUUUCUUUCUUGUGUCCAGAGAGCUUUUUAAUCCCUACUAUGGCUUAUUUGAAUAUUCAGCGAACGACACGUACACAGUGCAGAUGAGCCCCAUGUCUGCCUUUGUAGACAACCACCAUGAAUGGUUUCGUUUUAGCGGGCGUAUCCUGGGACUGGCUCUGGUCCAUCAGUAUCUGCUGGAUGCCUUCUUUACCCGACCUUUCUACAAGGGUCUGUUACGCAUAUCAUGUGACCUAAGUGAUCUGGAGUUCCUGGAUGAAGAGUUCCACCAAAGUCUGCAGUGGAUGAAGGAUAACGACAUCGAGGACAUGCUGGACCUGACCUUCACUGUCAACGAGGAGGUCUUUGGACAGAUCACAGAGCGAGAGCUCAAGCCGGGUGGGGCGAGUAUUCCUGUGUCGGAGAAGAACAAGAAGGAGUACAUCGAGUGUAUGGUCAAGUGGCGCAUUGAGAGGGGCGUGGCUCAGCAGACUGAGAGUCUGGUUCGGGGCUUCUAUGAGGUGGUGGAUGUGCGGCUAGUGUCUGUGUUCGAUGCCAGGGAGUUGGAGCUGGUGAUGGCUGGAACUGCAGAAAUUGACCUGACAGACUGGAGGAACAACACGGAGUACAGAGGAGGUUACCAUGACGACCACAUCGUGAUUCGCUGGUUCUGGUCAGCAGUGGAAAGGUUCAACAAUGAACAAAAACUCAGACUUCUGCAGUUUGUGACAGGUACAUCAAGUAUUCCCUACGAGGGCUUUGCCUCGCUGCGAGGAAGUAACGGACCCCGCAGAUUCUGUGUGGAGAAGUGGGGCAAAAUCACCUCCUUACCAAGAGCUCAUACAUGCUUCAAUCGUCUGGACCUGCCAGCAUACGCAUCCUUCUCGAUGCUGUACGAGAAGAUGGUGACUGCAGUGGAGGAGACCAGCACAUUUGGUUUGGAGUGAAGGCAAAAGGUUGUCUUUAGCAGAACACGUGGACAACAACAGUCCUGAACACAGUGGAUCAUUCUGGAACACUUUUUGAAAAAGAACCAACAAGAUGAAAAUGUUUUCACUCAGCCUUCAGUGAACUGCCUUCUUCACUCUUCUCCAUUUCCUCCUUGUGCACCUUAGAGAGCCAACGUUCUCCAUUCUCCUCUCUGGACCUCAAAACUGUGUCUACUCAAACCCCGAAGCUCACAAAACUUCCCGUCGCAGUCGGAUGAUUGACAGCAUGAAGAAUGUCAGGAAACAUAUUUCAUGUACUCGUUAACACAGAAGACGCACAUCAUCAUGCCAGCUUCAAAAUAUGCUCAGAUACAAUGAUCAUUGUGGAGUGUGAGACACAACUUGAAAAAAACAGAUCAAACAUUGACGUACUUUAUGUAAUAAUUUAAUGAAUGAAUCACAACUUGGAACACAUUUGCUCAAACAUAAACAUAAAAAAUAAGUGAAUGAAUGAAUCACAACUUGAACACAUCGCCCAAACAUGAACAUAUUAAAUAAGUGAAUGAAUUAAUUAAUCACAACUUAAACAGACCUGCUCAAACGUGAAUGAAUGAAAUAGGUGAAUGGAUGAAUCACAAUUGAUGCAUAAGGGAUGAUGUGUAAAUAUAUAUAUGCAUCUCAUUGUACCUGUGUAUAGUGACAAUAAAAGGCAUUCUAUACAUAUAUCUACAUAUCUAUCUAUAUAUAUAUAUAUGUAUAUCUAUCUAUCUAUCUAUCUAUCUAUCUAUCUAUCUAUAUAUAUAUAUAUGUAGGUGUGGGA
This is a messenger RNA of Nerophis ophidion (straightnose pipefish), 5586 nucleotides long. RefSeq names its product HECT, C2 and WW domain containing E3 ubiquitin protein ligase 2a (gene hecw2a). NCBI's taxonomy places the organism in Eukaryota, Metazoa, Chordata, Actinopteri, Syngnathiformes, Syngnathidae. The transcript is spliced from 31 exons. Gene Ontology annotation, molecular function: ubiquitin-protein transferase activity; protein binding. The record is from RefSeq and is a predicted model, not a curated record. Gene Ontology annotation, biological process: regulation of dendrite morphogenesis. The coding region runs from base 333 to 4784 and encodes 1483 amino acids.